AUGCCUAGCUCACUAUGGAAAAAACGUUUGCCUGCUACACGACUCCUGCUGCGCCCUUGGCUUAAUAUCAAGGAAUGGUUGUCAGAAAUAUGUGAUUUAUCUGUUUUGGAAAAGGCAAUAUUCUCCACUCAGCAAUAUGUGUUAAAUGGCAGUUACAAGGACAAAUUGGUUAGCCACAAAAGGGGAAUUAAGAAUUUUCACAGGCUCAUUGUGAACAUUAUUCUGAUGAUAAAAGCAUGCCGAGGAUUCCGCAGCGCAUUGAAAGGAUUUGCAGGUUUUGACCUGACAGAGAAAGACUGUCGUCGGGAAAUUGAAGGUGACAUCAAAAGUGCCAAUGCUGUGUUUGAUCGACAUGAAUUCAGCGUUUCAAAGGAACAUUUCCCUUUUAGAGCCAUCCAAAUAACUAAGAAGCCACCAACAUGGAGGACUGAAUCAGAAAUAAAACACUUGCGCAACCGCUUACAGCUUUUAGAAAGUUACCGCCAAUAUAGCCCAACGCUGCAGUAUCUGUUGGCCAAAGUGAUUCGCUUUGAACGAUUUGGCCGCAGAAGAGUGGUCAUAAAAAAGGGGCAUGAAGCAACUGCCUUUUACUUCAUUUAUUAUGGUACAGUUGCUAUCACGGAUGAUGAUGAUGGUAGCAGUGCCUUUGUGGAAACAGCUCCAACUACGAUUCAGAGUGGUGCUUCUUUUGGUGAAAUUGCCCUUUUGCAAAAAACAAAAAGAAAUGCCACUGUCGUCUGUAUGGCGGAAACGGAAUUGCUGGUGGUGGAUAAAAAGGAUUUUUUUGCCUAUAAACUAGAUAAGGAACUUCAACGGGAAUUCAAAAUUCGCUACGAUUAUUUGAGGGCUAUAGAUCUUUUUCAAACACUGCCUGAUUCUUCAAUAGAUAAAAUAGCUAAUUACUGCAAAGUUGAGAGAUUCUAUUGUGGACAGGUGAUAACCACUGAUCUUGCAGAAACCCACUGUAUGGUAUUUAUUACCAAGGGCAUUUGUGAAGUAUUGCGACUGGUUAACCUGAGCACUUGUCCUUCUUAUCAAAAAUGGAUCGCUAAACAGCUGCAUUUUCCCAAAAACAAAACAUCCACAAAAGAAAGGCACCAAAUGGAUUCUGAGAUUGCCUGUGUUGAUAGAUUCAAAAGCAGCAUGUGGAACUCCUAUUCUGGACACAAAUUGAGGGACCUGAAAACCUAUUACUUACAGAGAAAGAAUUUAUCCUGUGAAAACCAUAAAAGAGAUGAGAAGCAGAUCUGUCGCUCCAAUAAGAGUUGUAAAAUAUUGGUCUUUGUUUGAGAGUAAAACCCUACAUCGACCAAGCAAGAUUUAAUAUCUAAGUUUAUUUGCUUAAAUUCAAGCAUCCUUCAGGAACUGGUACCAUCUGAUGAACAAGAGAUGGUGCAGAACGUUGUAUCAGGAGUAUUCAGACAGAAAUCUGCACACUCUACAGCCUAUGGAGAAAUGCCAAAUUCUGUUGCUGCAGCUGUAUAUAUCCGACUAGAUCAAUUCUAUAAAGGAGAUUACAUAGUAAAUCUGGAAGACAGUCGUGUCAUCGUCAUGGUCAGUCAUGGAGUUGAGCUAAUCCGACUGAAAAAGGAAAAGAUUGAGGCGUGGGCUGAUGACGUUAUUCUCAUGAAAUUGAACAAGCUAAAAGUUAAAUAUCCCAGUGACGACGAGCUGUGUCAGAUCUUCCUUCGACAGAAUGCCUGGGAAAUGUUUAAGAAAGAUCUAUUGAAACUUGUGAUGGAACCCAAACUCAUGAAGAUGGUAUAUCCUCCACAUCCAUGCCCUACAGCUGAAGUCUAUGAUUCCUGGAGUUUGAAUCAAGAAGGAGUCUUGGAUCUUUCUCCUUUGUGUUACAGAAUGCCAUAUCCACCACCUAAAGUCAAAUACGUUCCUGUUCAAUUAAGCCAAACAAGAGAAAGUCUACCAGUUAUUCUACCAAAGCUGAUUCAUGGCAUCUCAGUUGUGCGUCCCAAUUUGGAUGGUGCAUUUUAA
This is a messenger RNA of Protobothrops mucrosquamatus (brown spotted pit viper), 1992 nucleotides long. RefSeq names its product cyclic nucleotide-binding domain-containing protein 2-like. Gene Ontology annotation, biological process: spermatogenesis. NCBI's taxonomy places the organism in Eukaryota, Metazoa, Chordata, Lepidosauria, Squamata, Viperidae. Gene Ontology annotation, molecular function: cAMP binding. The record is from RefSeq and is a predicted model, not a curated record. The transcript has 14 exons.